Zygosaccharomyces rouxii is the source of this 1332-nucleotide messenger RNA. It is a transcript of the gene ISN1, whose product is annotated as IMP 5'-nucleotidase. NCBI's taxonomy places the organism in Eukaryota, Fungi, Ascomycota, Saccharomycetes, Saccharomycetales, Saccharomycetaceae. The record is from RefSeq and is a predicted model, not a curated record. Gene Ontology annotation, biological process: nucleotide metabolic process; nicotinamide riboside biosynthetic process; nicotinic acid riboside biosynthetic process. The transcript has a single exon. Bases 1 to 1332 code for a protein of 443 amino acids. Gene Ontology annotation, molecular function: magnesium ion binding.
AUGUCUUCCCGUUAUAGAGUAGAAUACCACCUCAAGAGUCACCGCAAAGAUGGAUUUGUCGAUUGGAUUAAGGGCCUAUUAGCUGCACCAUUUGUCUUACAUGCUGUUUCUCAUGAGUUAGAUGAUUUGACCACUUCACAACGAGUUAGAUCUCAAUACGCUCAAAUCUUUAAGGAUAUCGAAGGUCUAAUUUCUAAUAAGAUCGAGUUUGACGCUAAAAGUAAAGAAUUGGACCAAAAUGGCGCUAGUGACUUGGACUACGAACUCUUGGGAAAGUCAAGGCUGAACAAAUUGGUUCCUACCAUUGGGAAUUUCUUUACAGAGCUUCCUUUAGAAAAGGCGUUCCUAUGGGAGGAUACAUACGGUGCCAUAUCUGAUCGUAGGAUGGUUGCUCCCAGUUUUAACGAUGUGAGAAGAAUUAUGAAUACUGCUCAGGUAUUUUAUUACAAGGAUCAAAAACGCAAGCAUGGCCGUAAUUUGUUAAGAAUGGUGACUUUUGAUGGUGAUGUUACGCUUUAUGAAGAUGGAGGUUCAUUAAAUUAUACAAAUCCAGUGAUUCCCUAUCUGCUCAAGUUAUUGGAACGUGACAUUUAUGUUGGGAUCGUCACUGCAGCUGGUUAUGAUGAAGCUCACAAGUACGAAAGUAGAUUAGAAGGUUUAAUCACUGCAGUACAUGAUUCCAUUUCUUUAACACCAGCCCAGAAGAGCCACUUGACUGUCAUGGGAGGUGAAUCUAACUAUUUGUUCCAAUACCAUGAACUUAGCGCUGAUAACUUUGGGUUUAGAGCUGUCCCUCAAGAUGAAUGGUUGUUAACCCACAUGAAAUCUUGGGAGGAUAAAUACAUGGAACAAACUUUAGACUUUGCUGAAAAGAUACUUCACACUUUGAAACAAAGAUUGAAAUUACCUUCAGAAGCCCCCAUAAUUCGUAAGAAGAGGGCUGUUGGUAUUGUUCCUGGUGAGAAAUUUGAUCCGGUUACUCAAAGGCAAGUACAAGUGAAAUUACAAAGGGAACAACUAGAAGAAAUCGUUUUGACGCUGCAGUCCUCACUAGAGACUUUCCUACCAGCAAGAAGUAUCCAAUUUAGCUGCUUUGAUGGUGGUAGCGACGUUUGGUGCGACAUCGGCGGUAAGGAUUUGGGCCUUCGCGUUCUUCAAAAUUUCUACGACCCUGUUCAUCCAAUUAAAGCCAGUGAAACUUUACAUGUAGGUGAUCAAUUUGCACCUGUCGGAUCUGCUAAUGAUUUUAAAGCUCGUUUAGCUGGCUGCACUUUGUGGAUUGCCUCGCCUGCAGAGACUGUCCAAAACUUACAUAAGCUUCUCGAUGAUUAG